AUGGCGUUGGGUGUUCUUAAACGAAUUGAUGUACGAAUGGCUGUUGCGGAGGAGAGGCAGGGAGGAUACUCAGCUAAAGAAAUCGUCCGUUUGAACUUGAUUGUAUGUGAUGAUUCAGUUCUCGACCCUCAGGCUGGCCUACUUGUUGUAGGAGUUUGA
Messenger RNA from Sclerotinia sclerotiorum 1980 UF-70, 159 nucleotides. RefSeq lists its product with no specific name. NCBI's taxonomy places the organism in Eukaryota, Fungi, Ascomycota, Leotiomycetes, Helotiales, Sclerotiniaceae. The transcript has 3 exons. The record is from RefSeq and is a predicted model, not a curated record. Bases 1 to 159 code for a protein of 52 amino acids.